This is a messenger RNA of Fusarium keratoplasticum, 1494 nucleotides long. Its product is annotated as TRNA wybutosine-synthesizing protein 4. Bases 1 to 1494 code for a protein of 497 amino acids. Gene Ontology annotation, cellular component: nucleus. NCBI's taxonomy places the organism in Eukaryota, Fungi, Ascomycota, Sordariomycetes, Hypocreales, Nectriaceae. The record is from RefSeq and is a predicted model, not a curated record. Gene Ontology annotation, molecular function: protein binding; cis-regulatory region sequence-specific DNA binding. The transcript has 2 exons.
AUGCCCUCGGCCGUUGCUCAGAAUGGCCACAGCGCCCUCUGUGACAGGACCAAUGACUCUUCCGAGUCACAAUCUCACUCUGACUCAAUUCCUCCGCAUCCUCUAGGACUCAAGCCCCUAGGCAACCAGUAUCUCUUCACGGGUCGCAAUGCUCGACGCUCGGUCGGUGCGUGGGGCUUCCUCCCAGACGAGGUUAUCAUGCUGGUCUUGGAGCAUUUUGACGCCUCAGCCCUCCUGAAACUUGGCCACACGUGCAAGUUUUUCUACGCCUUUUGCCACUCAGACGAGUUAUGGAAGCCUCUUUUCCUGCAGUCACCACCCAAAGACAGCAAAGACAUUCGAUGGCAAGGAUCGUGGAGGUCAACAGUUCUCGGGUUCCCGGGUGGCCAGGAGAUCAAGAUUGACUGCAGCAACGUCUUCUCAGAUGUCCUACAUCGACCAUUUGCUUGCAGUCAUGUGGCUCUCUCUCAGUUCUCCUCCAACAUUCCCAAGGCAAACCAAAUCCGUCGGUUCGACAACUUGACGUACGAGCAGUAUGCCGAGAAAUGGACUGAGCAACCGUUCAUCCUUACGAAAUGCAUCCAGGAAUGGCCAGUGUGUUCGGGAUGGACUAUCGAUUCACUACUCGAAAAGUAUGCCCAGGUCGAGUUCCGCGCCGAGGCCGUCGACUGGCCAUUCGCAACCUACUGCAACUAUAUGAAGAACAACAAGGACGAGAGCCCUCUGUACUUGUUUGAUCGCAAGUUUGCGGAAAAGAUGGGCAUCACGGUGGGCCGUGAUAAGCCAGAUGCUGCAUACUGGAGACCAGACUGUUUCGGUCCUGACCUGUUCGAGGUUCUCGGUGAUGAACGGCCUGCCCAUCGUUGGCUGAUCAUUGGACCUGAGAGAAGCGGUUCGACUUUUCACAAGGACCCCAACGCGACGAGUGCCUGGAAUGCUGUGAUCCAGGGAGCCAAAUACUGGAUCAUGUUCCCUCCCACGACCGAGGUUCCCGGAGUCUACGUGUCCCAGGACAGCAGCGAGGUGACGAGCCCCCUCAGUAUCGCCGAGUGGCUUCUUACCUUCCACGAAGAGGCACGGCAGCUCCCUGAGUGUAUCGAGGGCAUCUGCGGGACAGGCGAAAUCCUGCAUGUGCCAAGUGGAUGGUGGCACCUGGUGGUCAACCUCGAGAACGGCAUUGCCCUGACCCAAAACUUUGUGCCUCAGUCACCGAGCUUGAACUUGGUGUCAGAGGUCAUCUCGUUCCUGAGGGACAAGGCCGAUCAGGUCAGUGGUUUCGAUGACGACGUUAGAGAUCCCUUUGGGCUCUUCACAGCGCGGAUGAAGACCAGCUACCCAGAUGUCCUGGAGAGGGCGUUGGACUUGGCCGAUAGAAAGAGCGGGAAGAAGCGCAAGUGGGAUGCUGCAGUUGGUGGAACCGAAGAUGAGCAGCAAGGGGGCGGAGGCGGCUUCAGCUUUGGUUUUGGAGGAGAUGACGAUGACGAGAUACCCUGA